AUGGUCAAGUCAUAUCUCAAAUUCGAGCACAGCAAGACCUUUGGCCAGAUCUGUACUGCCUCCGCGAACGUCGUCUGGGACCCAACCUCCGAGCAUGAGGACACUGCGAGUCGAGGUGGCGCAGGUCGUGCCUAUGUCGGCGCCAAUGAGGAAGUCUUGGUAUGGGAUCUGAAGAAGUCGGAAAAUAUUGGGGUAUGGAACGUCGAGGACAAUAAUGCCAUUGUGACCGUCAUCUGCCGAAGUGAGGUGGACCCUGAUGUGUUUGCCGUGGGCUACGACGAUGGCAAGAUUCGGAUAUGGGACUCAAGAACAGCAACAGUGAUAAUCACCUUCAAUGGCCACAGGAGGGCGAUUACCCAACUGGCAUUUGAUCAUUCCGGAGUCCGUCUAGCCAGCGGAUCAAAGGACACUGAUAUUAUCCUCUGGGACUUGGUCGCCGAGGUGGGAUUAUAUCGUCUGCGCGGUCAUAAGGACCAAAUCACUUCGCUGAACUUCCUCACCGUUGGCGACACUCCAGAUGGGCUCGAUGGUGACUCUGUGUCUCAUGAUUCCCUGCUAUCUACCAGCAAGGAUGCCCUGAUUAAGGUGUGGGAUUUGGCUACCCAGCACUGUAUCGAGACGCAUGUGACACAAACGAAUGGGGAAUGCUGGGCCCUGGGACUUACCAGGGAUGGCAGCGGCUGUAUUACCGCCGGAAACGACGGGGAGUUGAAAGUGUGGUCAAUCAAUCAAGUCGUCUUGAAGCAAAAAAACGGCAUUGACAUGCUGGAAGGAAACAAUAUCCUGCGACAGCAAGGAACACUGUACCGGCACAGCCGCGAUCGGCCCUUGGGCAUCACAUUCCACCCAAAACGCGACUUGAUUGCCGUGCACGGCUCCGACAAAGCCAUCGAGAUACUACGGAUUCGUUCAGAAACUGAAGUAAGAAAAUCUCUCGCCCGAAAGCGGAAACGGAGGAAGAACAAGGAGGGUGCGGCGGACGCGGACUCGGGAGUCGACGUCGCUGAUGACGUCGAAGACUCGACAGAUAUUUCCAGCGCCACAGCUGCCGACAUAUUCGUGCCCUACGUUCUUGUGCGUACGGGAGGCAAGGUCAGAUCAAUGGACUGGGCUGGCGGAAAAUCUGGCAAGUCAAUCCGGCUUCUGGUGGCCACUUCAAACAAUCAACUUGAGCUUUUCGAUGUGGCCGCAUCAGACAAAAAGAAAUCACCCGAAACUCCAGAGUACAACCGUGCACUCACAGUGGAUAUGCCGGGCCACCGUACAGAUAUUCGCUGUGUCGCCCUCAGCUCAGAUGACAGAAUGCUUGCCACGGCAUCCCAGGGCAGCCUGAAGAUUUGGAACACACGAACACAGACUUGUUUGCGAACCCUAGAUUGCGGCCAUGCUCUUUGCGUGGCAUUCCUGCCAGGUGACAAGAUCGUCGUCGUGGGGACACGAGAGGGUACGCUCGAAGUAUUUGAUAUCGCUGCGUCUACGUUGCUGGAUACCAUCACCGCGCACGAGCGAGACAUUUGGUCGCUUCAAGUCAGCCCGGACGGCAAAUCUCUACUCACAGGAUCUGCCGACAAAUGUGCCAAAUUCUGGCAGUUUAAAGUCAUCCAAGAAGAAGUGUUGGGUACGACACGGAAAAAUGCUAAACUCACCCUCGUCCAUACCAGGACGCUCAAAGUCAGCGACGACAUUCUCAGCAUCUGUUUCUCCCCUGACGAGAAACUCCUCGCCGUCAGUACCCUCGACAAUACUGUCAAGGUUUUCUUCACCGACACGCUCAAACUCUUCCUCACGCUCUACGGUCACAAACUGCCUGUGCUAGCGAUGGACAUCAGCUACGAUAGCAAACUGAUCGUCACCUCAAGUGCGGACAAGAACGUUCGCAUCUGGGGCCUCGACUUUGGCGACUGUCACAAGGCUUUUUUUGCCCACCAGGACAGCAUCCUCGCCGUGAAAUUCGUCCCGAAUAACGACGAAGGCAAUGGCCAUCACUUCUUCUCCGCUGGCAAGGACAAGAUAAUCAAAUACUAUGAUGCGGAUAAGUUUGAGCAGAUCCAAAAGCUGGAGGGUCACCACGGGGAGAUUUGGGCCAUGGCAGUUGCACAUUCUGGGGAGUUUGUUGUGACGGCGAGUCACGAUAAAAGUAUCCGUAUAUGGCAACAGACCGAUGAGCAGAUUUUCCUGGAGGAAGAAAGAGAGAAGGAACUCGAGGAUCUCUAUGAGAACACGCUUUUGACAUCACUAGAAAAUGACUCAAAUGAGGUUGAGGGUGAGACGAACGCCGAUGGUGUCGAAGCAGGCCCCGCCGGUAGGCAGACCGCCCAGACGUUGAUGGCCGGAGAGAAGAUAGCGGAGGCACUGGAGGUCGGCAUGGAAGAUCUUGAAACAAUGCGAGUAUACGACGAAACGAAAAGAACGAAUCCCAAAGCUGCACCACCGCAGCGGAAUCCGAUCUUCGUUGCCAACAACAAUAUGUCCGCAUCAACCUACGUCCUCAGCACCUUCCAAAAGAUUCCCUCAGCAUCUCUCCAGGAUGCCCUUCUCGUCCUCUCGUUUUCUCAGAUUCCCGCACUCUUUACAUUCCUCGCCCUUUGGGCUGAAGAAGGCCGGGCUAUUCCCCUGACAUGUCGGAUACUACUGUUCAUGCUGAAGACGCACCAGAAACAGAUUGUGAGUUCAAGAGCAAUGAAGGGGAUGUUGGAGGAGGUCAGGGCCCAACUGAGGUGGACGCUCAUGAGACAGAAAGGGGAGCUGGGGUUUAAUCUUGCGGGACUGAGAGUGCUGGGCCGCAGAGUGAGAGAAGUCGCAGGGGAAUCGGAAUACGUCGAUGAAGCGACAUGGCAGGAGGCCGACGGCGCAGCUGCUGGCAUGACCAGAGGAAAGAAGAGAGAGUUUGUGAAUAUUGCAUAG
Fonsecaea erecta is the source of this 2904-nucleotide messenger RNA. RefSeq lists its product as hypothetical. The record is from RefSeq and is a predicted model, not a curated record. The coding region runs from base 1 to 2904 and encodes 967 amino acids. Gene Ontology annotation, biological process: maturation of SSU-rRNA. NCBI's taxonomy places the organism in Eukaryota, Fungi, Ascomycota, Eurotiomycetes, Chaetothyriales, Herpotrichiellaceae. Gene Ontology annotation, cellular component: small-subunit processome; Pwp2p-containing subcomplex of 90S preribosome. Gene Ontology annotation, molecular function: snoRNA binding; protein binding. The transcript is spliced from 2 exons.